GGACGCUGUUAUCCAAUAUGGAAGACUUACGUGGCAUUACUAUAUCUAUCGACAAAUUAUAAGCUUUAUUUCGGUGUGUAAAUGAAUUGUAUUUUCUUAUCCACCACCAUUAGAUGGAAUUAGCAUAUUAUAUAUAACUAUAUCAGUGACUGGUAUUCUUGAUCUCUACAUAAAGUUUCUCAUCAUGAGAUAUAUUGUAGUGGUACUGGUUUGUCUUGUGUAUUUGCACAGUUCAUUUAUAUGUGCGGACGAGAACACAAGAGCCACAGAGCAUGAAAACAGAGACUCUGUGACUAAUGAAGAUGAUGGCUCAGGUAAAACCUCUUCACCUCCUCAUUCUUCUUCUUCACCUCACAUGGCCCCUGAGUCACUUCCCAUGCCCCCACCCCAUCUUAAUAAACCUAAUGACAUGUUGGAUUCUGAGGGUCAAGAUGCUGCCAACUCAAAUCAAAAUAUAAAAUCUGACAAAAAAAGAACAUUAGAUAAUGUUGCUGCUUCAAAUAAGAAAGAAACUUUAAAGGAAAAUAUUGUGGAAAAACCCACAGAACAAGUGCAUGUAAAUCAUAUAAUAGAUGACUCAAUUAAACAUUCCGAAAAGGCUCAAAGUCAGUAUCAAAGGAAAAGUCAACAUCACUUCAAUAAUAAGCCUGGUCCCGAAAUAAAUUCUAAUCAAAAUAAAGACUCUGCCCAAAUGAAAGAGGAAUUCAGGAAUACUCCUAGUCCAGAAAAAGAGAAGGGAGAGUUUACGUUAUCACCAGAACCAGGUCAUUUUCAAAGAUCUGAACCUCCUGGUGAUAGAAAAGAACGUAAAGUUGUUCAAGUAAAUGUAUUAAAGGAGCAAGUUGUACAGAAGGAUGUAGUAGUUGAAAUUCCAAAAGGGGAUAAACCCAGCAGCAGUGUCAAUGAAGCCAAACACAGAGAUCAAACUACAAAUUCAAACAAUCCCAGUUUAUCGUCUAAUCCUCCUGUCGGAGAAGCAAAACCAGUUUAUAACAUGAAAUCUGAAAACAAGAAGCCACAGACUUUUGAAGAAGAUGGUGUAAGAUUUGAAUCAGUAGAUUUAAAUGAAUUUAAACAAAUUAUUGGCAAUGAUAAAAAAUCAGGUUCACGGUCUAAAACUAAAAACAGUAAUAUUUUUGAUUUGGAUAGUCUACCUGAGCCUUUUGAUCGUUUCUCUUUGGCAUUAGACAAAGUUAAAGGUAUUUACAAGACCAGUAAAGGUACAAUGAAGGAGACCGUUAUCUUGUAUGAUGUUGAUGAAUUUGGUUAUAUUAAAUCAGUUAAAUAUACCCAAACAUUGAAUGGAGAUGGUACUUUCAACACUGAAGAGGAACAUUUUCUACAGGCCUUACCAGAGCUUGUUACCCACAGAGAACAGUUACAACAGGCCGUUAAAAAAGAAGGAGAUGAUAAUGGAAAAAGAAGGGAAGAUGAAGACAGACGAAGGGAUGAUGAAGACAGAAGAGAUGAUGAGGAUAGAAGGGGUGAUGAGGAUAGAAGGGAUGAAGACCGAGGAAGGGAUGAUGAGGAUAGAAGGGAUGAUGAGGAUAGAAGAGAUGAUGAGGACAGGCGCAGGGAUGAUGAUGAUGAAGAAGAUAGGAGAAGAGAAGAAGAUGACAGAAGAGAUGAAGAAGAAAGGAGAAGAGAAGAUGAGGAAAGAAGGGAUGAUGAAGAUAGAAGAUAUGAUAAAGAUGAAGAAGAUAAAGACAAUGAUGAAAAUGAAAGGAGAGAUGAAGAGAAUAGAAUAGACAGUGAUGAUAGUCGUGCAGUUGAUGAGGAAGAAACGAAAGUAGAAGAACGCGAACUAACUCCUGAAGAAAAAGAAGCUAAUGAUUUGUUUGAGAAAGGUGAAAGUCUUAUACAUAAAUCUUAUGAAAAGGACCAUUCACAAGCUUAUUUAUACUUCCUCCAAGCAGCCAAUUUAAACCACAGCGAGGCCUUAAAUUAUGUGGCCUUUGCUCAUUUAUUUGGAGAUUACUUACCCAAUAAUGUUACAAGAGCUAAUGAGAUUUUCGAAGACUUGGCUGGAAGAGGUUCACCAAAAGGCCAGUUGGGUCUUGGUUUUCUCUAUAGUAGUGGAUUGGUUCACAAUUCAAGCCAAGCAAAAGCCCUUAUAUACUUUACCUUUGCUGCUUUAGGUGGAGAUCCAUUAGCUCAAAUGGCACUGGGUUACAGAUAUUCGGCUGGUAUUGGUGUUGAAAUGAAAUGUGAAACAGCUCUUCCAUAUUAUAAAAAAGUCGCCACUACAGUUGCCAAUUCAGUAAAGGAGACAGGAGGUCCGAUAAUACAGCGUAUUAGAUUACAAGAUGAACUGGAAAAUCAAGGACAAAAUUCACCAUUAUUAGAUGAUGAUUUGUUACAAUAUUAUCAUUUCUUAGCUGAUAAAGGAGAUGUUCAAGCUCAGGUUGUUUUAGGUCAAUUGUAUUAUCAAGGUGGAAGAGGUGUAGAAAUAAAUCAUGAGCAAGCACUACAUUAUUUUCUGAUGGCAGCUGAAUCUGGUAAUGCCAAUGCUAUGGCAUUUUUAGGAAAGAUGUAUGUGGAAGAUAGUCCAGCUGUAGAACAGAAUAAUAAAACAGCUUUACAUUAUUUUAAAUUAGCUGCUGAUAAAGGAAAUCCAGUAGGACAGAGUGGUCUUGGUAUGAUGCAUUUAGUGGGUCGUGGAGUAGACAGGGAUCAUUCGAAAGCAUUCCGAUAUUUUUCUCUGGCAGCAGAUCAAGGUUGGGUUGAUGGACAAUUACAACUUGGUAUCAUGUAUUUUAGUGGUUUAGGAGUAAGAAGAGAUUAUAAAUUAGCAGUAAAAUAUUUUAAUUUAGCUUCACAAGGCGGCCAUGUUCUAGCAUUUUAUAAUCUAGCACAGAUGCAUGCUACUGGAACUGGCGUAUUAAGAAAUUGUCAUACGGCUGUUGAGCUAUAUAAAAAUGUAGCAGAGAGAGGUAAAUGGGCCGAGAAAUUAAUGGAAGCUCACAAGUUAUAUAAAGAAGGUCAUAUAGACAAUGCUCUGUUUAAAUAUACAUUUUUAGCUGAGUUAGGAUAUGAAGUAGCCCAAUCCAAUGUAGCAUAUUUACUUGAUCAAGGUGAAUCCAGAAUAUUUUCAGACCUGGAAACAUAUCAGAGAGCUUUAUUACAAUAUACUAGAGCUGCUUCACAAGGUUCCACUGUAGCUCGAGUUAAAAUGGGUGACUACCAUUAUUAUGGAUAUGGCACAGAGAUUGAUUACGAGAGCGCAGCCAUUUAUUAUCGCUUAGCAACAGAACAACAACAUAAUGCUCAAGCCAUGUUUAAUUUGGGUUAUAUGCAUGAAAAUGGACUUGGAUUAAAACAGGAUGUGCAUCUUGCUAAAAGAUUUUAUGAUAUGGCUGCAGAAACGAGUGCAGAUGCACAGGUACCAGUAACAAUGGCUUUAGUAAAACUUGGACUCUUCUACGGAUUUGAUGUCUUUAAUAAAGAGUUUGAAGGUUGGAAUGGUUUUAUGGAAAGUAUUGAUCCAAGGUUAUAUUUAGGACCUGAUUGGGAACUCUAUCUACUGGCAAUACUUGCAUCGUUACUAGUCAUGGUAUUAAUGUUACGAAGAGCAGAUUAAAUCUCACCAUAUUACCUUACCCAUAUAACAUUACACAUGGUGCUAUUUCAGUACUCUAUGUUCUUUCUUAUCAGAAAUUCAUUGGAAACAAUAAUCCUCUUUGAUCAUUACACGUAAGGCCAAAUUUAUUCCAUCAAGAAAAAUGUUUUGCUGAAUUUUUUAUUAUUCAGAGUAGUAAAGUAUAAAGUAUAACAUUAUUUAAUUGUGAAUUGUAAAAGUACUAUAUAUUAUUAAAUACCAGGUAAUAUGUAAUUAAUUACAUGUACUAUAUUAUUAAAUACUGGGUAUUAUAUAAUUAAUUGUACUAUGUUAUUAAAUACCCGGUAAUAUUAGAAUUAAUUACAUGUACUAUGUUAGUAAAUACCAGGUAGUAUAAAAUUACAUGUACUAUAUUAUUAAAUAGUAAAGUGUAGAAAUUACUUAAUUAAUUAAUAGUAUAAUAUAAAAGACUGUAGUUUUAAAUCCUAAAGUAUUAUCUAAUUUAGUUAAGUAUAAAGUACUAUAUAUAUUAUUUAAUUGGACUGUAUAAAGUACUUUAUUAUUUAAUGAUGUAGUAACCAGUACUACAUUAUUUAAUGGCAUAGUGUAAUGUUAUUUAAUGGUAUAGUGUAAUGCACUAUAUGAUUUAAUGGUAUAGUGUAAUGCACUAAUUAUAAAUGAUAAAAAUAUAUAGUAUAAAGUACUUUAUUUUUUAAUGCUAUAGUCAGAAUUAUCAUAUUAUUUAAGGUGUAAUAUUAAGUACUUAUAUUAUAUGUUAAUGCUAUAGCAAGAAGUACAUGUAUUAUAUUAUUCAAGGUAAAGUAAAAAGUACUAUAUUAUUUUGAAGUACUAUAUUAUUUAAUGGUAUAGUAAAAAGUACUAUAUUAUUUUUUAAUGCUAUAGCAAAAUGUACUAUAUUAUUUAAUGGUAUAGCAAAAUGUACUAUAUUAUUUAAUGGUAUAGUAAAAAGUACUAUAUUAUUUAAUAGUAAAGUUCACAGAAACAUCUUUUAGUUACCAGCAAUGGAAUUGAUUUGAUCAGCAGUAUAAUCAAUUAGUGUAGGUUAUACAUAAUGUAUAUUUGGUUCAAUAAAAUAUUUGAGGUUAUAAGACAAAGUAUUUCAGUUAUCAAAAAUUGUACAUUGUGUGUUGGUAAGGGUAUUUUUAAACUAAUAAUAAAAUAGUUGAUGCUGAAAGAGAUUACCUAUAUGUACCCAACUUCUAUUAUGCAUGCGUAAAAUCCUUGUUAAUGAUAGACAUGUUGGCAAAUUAUUAUUGACAAAUCUCCAAUCCUUUUUAAAGAAUUAUUCUGGAUUUCUGAAAAAUGCAAAACAUAUAACGUCUACUUUUUGAAGUUGCUUGCAUUUCUCAAUACUUAUUUUUUAAAAUUAUAUGAGAUGAUUGGUGUGGUUUUGUUCUUCAAAGUCGUUUGAAAUCUAUUAUAUCCAAAUUUGUGUCAACUACUAUUAUGUCAGAAAACACAGCAAAACUAAUAUUAUAAACACUUAAAUAUUGAUUUAAAAAUUGAGCUGAUCGUAAAAUUGUCAUAUUAUUCUUUAUCAAAAAAUAAUUUGCAAAUCUGCGAUAAAUAAAAUAUGCAAAAAAUUAACGAACUUGCAAAAUUUUGAAAAAAAACCCAGAUCGGUUGAUUAUGAUGUGAUGAUUUUAAUAUAAUGUAUAUAAUAAUACACUGUGAAAAAUUCUUGUCAUAUAAAUACACUUGUAUAUAGACUUAUUAAAAUUUAUAUAGUAGACAAUUAUUAGACAAACCGAAUGAAAGAAACAUAUUAUAUCCUUAACUGUGUUACAUUUAGAGGUUAGCAUCUUGUUUAUUAACAAUUGAUCAACGCUAAUUGCAGCAUGCUUUUCUAUCUUGAUGUAAAAUUACGCAAUCAUAGAUUCAGAAACACAUCCGAAAUAUGUUUUAUUUGCCAAACAUUGGCUGUUGUUUUGUUUUUUUUAUUUGUUUUUUUUUUUGUGUGUUGUAUGCAUGUGGUAUUUUUUCGAUGUUUUGCUGGACUACAUUUUCCAUUAAAUCUAAACCUAGCAGACAAAUUAAAUUGUCGCUUUAAUUUUUAUAUUUAUUAAAGGAAAGCCAAUAAACUUAUAUGCAUUUUAUGAAUUUAUUUGUUAACAGAUAUUUAAUAGAAUUUUGAAGGAGAUAUGAAAGUGAUAGUUAUUACUGUUCCAUGUUGGAGAUCAUUAUAGAGUAAUUAUUUUUUAAAAUGGCACCACCUCUUCUUUGAUUUGGGUUGUGUGCCAUGAUGGCUUAAUGAGUAAUACACUGGCUCACUAACUAGAAGAUCCGAUCCUAGUGUUGGCAGUGGAGUAGAAAAAAGGAAGGCAUGGCAAGGAACAGUGUCUAAUGGUUCAGAAGUGACAAAACUCUAAGGUCCCGUGUAGACAUUGGUAGAAGCAUAAAAGAACCCUUGGCAGUUGAAUUCGAUGAAGAGCAUGUGGAAACGCUGCUAUCUGGACGAAAUUUCCCUCAUAGCAAACGGCAUGGCAGAAUCCCAUAUAGCAAAUGAUUAGUAAAUAAUCCAACUUUUGAAAUGAAAAUUUAACCCAUUGCUCCUUCAGAGUGUUUUAAGACCUUUAAUAAGAACCCUUAGAAAAUUGGCCUUUGGUGGCCAUUUAAUACCAUUAUAUUUUUAUGUAAUAGACUUUUUUAUAGUGGUCUCUUACAGGGAGUAAAUAGCUUAAUAUACCUUCUGGUCUCCUGAAACGGUUUAACCAACAUUAUGCAUUUAUAUAGAUAGAUGAUACUUGAAUUUUAAAAUGAUGCCAACCCUUUCAUAGUUUUAGCUUAUUGUGUGUUGUUUGAUUCUUUGUUUAAAAUGAUUUGAAUAGAUAAUUAAGGAUGUAAGUAAGGCUUUUAUAAAUAUGUAAAUACUAUAUCUAUAUACUUUGUACAUUUUUUUUUGAAAAAAUUGUUUGUAUAUAAUAAUAAUAUAUAUAUCUCGUGUUGUUUGUGUGAAAAAAUGAAAUGUAUGUAAGAGUAUAAAUGAAACAGUGCUUGAUAUUUAAGACAUAAAUGAUGUUUUAGUAAUUCA
This is a messenger RNA of Patella vulgata (common limpet), 6611 nucleotides long. RefSeq names its product protein sel-1 homolog 1. Gene Ontology annotation, molecular function: protein binding. Bases 185 to 3580 code for a protein of 1131 amino acids. Lineage: Eukaryota; Metazoa; Mollusca; Gastropoda; Patellidae. Gene Ontology annotation, cellular component: endoplasmic reticulum membrane. The record is from RefSeq and is a predicted model, not a curated record. The transcript has 20 exons. Gene Ontology annotation, biological process: ERAD pathway.